Molecule: messenger RNA, 2259 nt
Organism: Drosophila miranda
Lineage: Eukaryota; Metazoa; Arthropoda; Insecta; Diptera; Drosophilidae
Product: aprataxin-like protein
Biological process (GO): single strand break repair; double-strand break repair
Cellular component (GO): nucleus
Molecular function (GO): single-strand break-containing DNA binding; DNA 5'-adenosine monophosphate hydrolase activity; double-stranded RNA binding
Source: RefSeq, a predicted model, not a curated record
GCAAGAAAAACAAAUAGAAAGAAUGUGGCGUUUUAAUCUGAUAAACACUAUUGCCGAUCAGGCCAAUUGGAUAAUUUCCUCGGAUGUGGCCAUUGUCAUAGCCGAUAAGUAUCCGAAAGCGCAACAUCACUAUCUGGUGCUGCCCAAGGCGGAAAUUUCGUCCGUCUUUAAUCUGACCCGAGAGCAUUUGCCACUGUUGGAGGAACUGCAUCUGCUGGCCCGCAACGUUGUCGAAGUGCGCGGCCAGCAGUGGAAUGACUUUAAGGUGGGCUUCCAUGCCGAGCCGAGCGUGGAACGCCUGCAUUUGCAUGUGAUAUCCCAGGAUUUUGUGUCGCCAACUCUAACGAAGAAAAAGCACUGGACCUCCUUCAACACGGCACUGUUUGUGCCAUACGAAGAACUGCGCGACAAGCUUCAGUCGGAAAACAGUUUCCAGCGCCUGCCGCCGCAUGUGUGCCAUAAACUGCUGGCCUCGCCGCUUCAAUGCAAUCAAUGCGAACGGAUAUGCAUAAAUUUUCCCGAACUUAAGGAACAUUUGCUGGAGCAUCUUCUAAGUAAGAGUAAUACAAAAUUACACAUAAUGGACGUCACAGAGAAAAAUAAAAUAAAAAGUGAUCAUAUAAAACAGAACAUACGCAACCAUCUGAGGAAGAAGAUCUCGGACAAGAAUCACAUUCUUAUCGAAAGCGACAGGGCGGUGGUGGUGAAGGCCGACUAUCCCAAAGCGCAGUACCACUUUAGUGUGGUGCCCAAAGAGGAAAUCGAGGAUGUGACCAAGCUGACCAGCGAUCAUCUUCCGCCUGACCACAUGAUGGAGCUGGCCGUCCAGAUCAUUGGGAAGCAGGACCACUUGCCGUCACGCAAUUUUCGCAUUGGCUUCAAGGCGGCCCCGUUCUGGGACCGGCUGAACAUGCACGUUAUAUCCGAUGACUUCUACUCCCUGUCGAUGAAGCGCAUCAAGCACUGGAACAGCUUCAACACCGAGCUGUUCCUGCCUUUCCAACAGGCCUACAUGAUGCUGGACAGUGAGGGCGCUAUUGAGACCCUCUCCGAGGUGGAGUUCCAAAAGCUGACGGAACAAACGCCUCUCCACUGCAAUCAGUGCGACUUUCAGUCCCCAUUGUUGUUGGCUCUGAAGGCCCAUCUCUUCACUCAUUGGCAGCACAAGGAAUCCGAACGUCAGACAAAAAAGCAAAUGCAAGAUAUUGUCAAGUUGCUUGACGAUGCAAAACUGGAGGACACCGCCAAGCCGGAAGCGGCAUCAUCCCGCGAGGAGCACGAGAUCACCGCCAGCACCAGUCAGAAAUCUGUGGAUCAGAACCAGCCAGUGGGUGCCGAUGCCAAUGCGUACCACCAAUGCGGGCCACUUGUAAACUUGAUGAAUCUGCAGCACAUCAAUAACCCAUUCAGAAACACGCCGGCUCGUUUCGGUAUAGCCGCGAAGGCACAUCCACAGCCUACAAAUUCCAUGUAUGCACCGCGUCCACAUCGGGCCGGCAACCCCUUGGCCUAUGCGCCGCGACCUCAGCAGGGCGGUAACACCUUGGCCUAUGCGCCGCGACCACAGCAGGGCGGUAACCCCUUCAGAAACAUGCCGCCGCGUCCACAGCUGGGCGGAAACGGCUUCGGACCGCAAUCAAAGGCCAUGAGGCCUAUGUUUGCUGCACCCAACCAACAGCCUAGAUUUGUUCCAACACAACCACAGAAUCAGCGUCCUCGUGCUCCAAAUCAACCACAGAACCAGCGUCCUCGUGCUCGAAAUCAACCACAGAAUCAGGGAACUCGUGCUCCAAACCAAACGAAGUUCCAAUAGAAAAACAAACCCAAAAACAAUAGUAACAAACCGGCUGCCAAUGCGGGCCAGCCUGCACCGAUGUAGGGGCUAAAUCGAUCUUGCAAACAAGGUAAAAGACGUGUGCUAGCGUGUGCCUUAUAAAUGGUAACAAAAUCUAUAAUUUUUAUUUCUGAAAUACUGAAUCCGAGACUAGAAACUAUAUAUCGAAUAUAUAAUCAUACCAAAACGAAACUAAAACUCAUACAGGAAACCAUUGCAAAAGCAAUUUAGGAUUAAAUCAGCAUUUUUUAUAAGGAAGGACAAUAAUUUAGCGUUCAUUCCAAUCAGAUUAUCUGCCAAAAACUUAAAUUUCCUAAACAAUCAAAUAUGUUUAAAAAUAGAUUACAAAUCGAAUUUGAUGUAAUUAUUUGUAUGCCUAAAUGUCAAAGGUUUGUCUCAAUAAAUAUCAGACAUUACAAACGCCA